AUGCCUAGCAAUUUCCCACCAACGUUGAGGACGCAAAGACAACCUUCGACAUCAUCCACCAGCACUACGAGUUACAAGGGAGACGCACCUGGAUCCUGCGACGCGAAUCUGGAAGAGAAGCGCUCUUUAGAUAUCACCCAAAGGAUUGAGAAGAAGCUAGCCAAGUACAACGCGUCCAACAAUGUGUUUAAAAGAUGGAUCCUUGAGCUUGGUAGUUGGGCAACCAGUGCUCUAUGCAUGGGCGCGGUUGUUGGCAUCUACUUUCGUAUCAAUGGGAACCUUAUGAGCGAUAACCAGUUUGCCCUUAAUUGCGCCAACUUACUCAGCAAGGUGGCUUCUGCAGCAUUAAUUGUACCCACCUCAGAAGCACUUGGACAACUAAAGUGGAACUGGUUCCACAGCUCAAAAGCUAUAUGGGAUUUUGAGAUCUUCGACAAGGCUUCACGUGGACCAUGGGGUGCCGCCUUGCUUUUGUAUCGGACAAAAGGUCGAUCUCUAGCUGCGCUUGGUGCACUUCUUAUUGUCCUACUCUUAGCCAUCGAUACAUUUUUCCAACAAGUUGUUGAGUACCACGACCUUUGGGCUUUAGAGAGAACCACUGGCAAUAUUCCGCGCAUCACACGUUACGAACCGUUUUACAGGCCCACGUAUAAGAACCACGCCCAGAUGGGCACAAUAGACAAAGAGUUUGAGUCUGUCAUCGAACAGUUCUUUUGCGAAAACGGAACACAACCUACAAUCUUUGGUAACGGCACACGACCCGACAUCCCACUCUCCUGUCCUACCAGUAACUGCACUUGGCCCAUAUACGACACCCUGGCAGUAUGCAGUCGAUGUGCAGAUGUAUCCAACGUUCUCGACAUCUCAUACGCAUGUCUGUAUACCGCCAAUGACUGGACUGCUACAUGGACGGGUCCUCGUUUCGAAGUUCCAUAUCCAAACGAAACAGUCUGUGGGUACUUCUUGAACGCCACUUCAAGUUCCCCAACUCUGCUAUCCGGGUAUGUGUCGAAAAAUAAUGGAUCCAAGAAUGAGAGUGGCGAAGCUUUGUUGGUGCGAGCACUCUCGUUAACUGACUUCGAUCUUAAGACACCAUAUUAUGGGAAUGGCUCAGUCAAGUUUGAUCAGUUUCGAUACCCAAUAAUGGAUUUCCUGAUAGCCUCUGCAAAAUAUGGAGCAGAGAGCGUAUACCAGAACAAAGCACCGAUUGUCCACGAGUGUAUGCUGUCUUGGUGUGUUCAGACGAUUAAGUCGUCGUAUGCUUGGGGGACAUACGAGGAGAAUGUAUUGUCUGAAUAUCUCGAGACUGUUACUGAACCGGAUCCAUGGCCAUGGCGCGCAUCAACUGUUUACGAAGGAACGGAAGUUACCGGAACCUCGCUUGAGUACAACGCCUAUAUUGCUCUGCAGCCUCACGUGUCAGACGCAGGGUCUUCCCGUUCCGACAUUACCUAUGGCGCCAACAAUGAGACGGUAAUGUAUAUACUGAACCUCUUCGACGACUUUUUCCCUUCUUUCUAUACCACAGAGGCAGCGUCUGCAACGCCCUUGCUCCGCUAUAAGAACUACUACAAUGGGCCUUCGACGCAGAUCUUGGACUACAAUCCAUGGCAGGCCCCCAAUGACAUCAAUCGUCAUAUGGAACGACUAGCGAUAUCUAUGACGAAUCUCCUCCGCUCUUCAGUCAGCAAAAAAAUGGUAGAAGGAAGCGCCUACAGCAGGAAGAGUUUCAUUCACAUCAGCUGGGCAUGGCUCACUUUUCCCUUUGUCCUGCUUCUGCUCAGUCUUGCCUUUUUGGUAUCUACGAUCAUUGAGACAACAAAGGACACUGAGACAGGGGUCUGGAAGACAUCAGCUAUGCCGACGCUGAUAUAUGGUUUGCCUGAAGAGACGCGGGGCAAGUUCACUGCUCAGGAAAAGUGGGAUAGCUCGCUUGGAGACACAAAGGAGGUGCGGAUCAAGCUGUUGCCGAACCUAGGGUGGAGAGUCUCAGGACAGGGUACUCCAAAGGCUCCGCUGUUGCCCGUAAGAAUGAAUCAACCGCCACCUGGAUGGCUGUGA
Molecule: messenger RNA, 2061 nt
Organism: Ascochyta rabiei
Lineage: Eukaryota; Fungi; Ascomycota; Dothideomycetes; Pleosporales; Didymellaceae
Exons: 1
Coding region: 1-2061 (686 amino acids)
Source: RefSeq, a predicted model, not a curated record